Thlaspi arvense is the source of this 669-nucleotide messenger RNA. Lineage: Eukaryota; Viridiplantae; Streptophyta; Magnoliopsida; Brassicales; Brassicaceae. The record is from the annotation of a GenBank genome assembly.
GCAUCACCAAUGGCCGACGAAAUAGUUCUACUCGACUUCUGGCUAAGUCCAUUUGCGAUGAGGGUGAGAAUCGCCCUGGCGGAGAAAGGGCUAGAAUACGAGUCCAGAGCAGAGAACGUCUUGAACAGCAGCGAUCUUCUCUUUGAGAUGAACCCUGUUCAAAAGCAGAUACCAGUUCUCAUUCACAAAAGCAAGCCCAUAUGCGAGUCCCUCAUAAUUGUAGAGUACAUAGAUGAGGUGUGGAAGAACAAAUCUCCUUUCUUGCCUUGUGAUCCUCACCAGAGAGCUCAGGCCAGGUUCUGGGCCGACUUCGUAGAGAAGAAAGUCUAUAGCCUUGGGAGGAAGAUGUUGGCUUCCACAGGGGAAGCCCAAGAAGCAGCAAAAAAGGAGCUUAUAAGCUGCUUUAAGCUGCUGGAAGGAGAGCUUGGAGAAAAGCCAUACUUUGGAGGAGAGAGCUUUGGGCUUGUGGAUUUAGCUCUCAUCCCAUCUUACUGCUGGUCCCUUUGUUUUGAGGAGUGUGGGAUGAACAUGGCCGGGGAGUUUCCAAAGAUUUUUGCUUGGGCGGAGAGGUGUAUGGACCGAGAGAGCGUGGCCAAGUCUGUCCCUGACCGGCACAGAGUCUACGCUUUCCUUGUGGAGCUCAGGAAGAGGCUUUCCACUGAACAUUAG